AGGGGGCAAUGGGGCUUAAUAUGACUGUGGGGCAUGGAGCCACAAAGCCGCUCAAAUGUGUCCCAACUGGCCAUCAUUAUGAUGGAGAAUUGUCCAGGCCAAAGUUUCCCAUCAGGUCUUUCCUGAUUACUAGCUCCAGAUCCCACCAAAGGCAUCGCAGGAGUUGCGGUCUGUACCCUGGACCUCCGGCAUGCUGCUCCCAAACAGACCCCAGCGUAUUGUUCUAGAUUUCCUGGUCCUGCCCAGUUUUACAAACUUACUUGCUUACCUAGCAUUUCCUCCCAUGCCUUCCAAUAAAAAGGAGCUCCAGGGUCAGAGGAGCCCUGUCUGUCCGUCUCACUCUUGGGCUCAUGAGAGAAUGUGGAAGGAAGUGCUGUCUGUGACCUUCUACCGGGCUGUCUUCUCCGAGUUUCUAGCCACCUCCAUCUACGUCUUCUUCGGCCUGGGCUCAGUCCUCCCCUGGCCCUCGGCCCUGCCUACCAUCUUACAGAUCUCAAUCACCUUCAACUUGGCUGCAGCGACCGUCGUGCAUAUUGCCUGGCACGUCAGUGGUGCUCUUCUCAACCCAGCUGUGACUCUGGCCUUCCUGCUUGGCUCUCGCAUCUCUUUUGCAAGAGCAGCUUGCUACAUGGUUGCGCAGCUGGCUGGAGGCAUCGCUGGCGCAGCCACCCUGUAUGGAGUGACACCAGAAGAGGUGCACAGAAGCUUUGGCAUUAACACGGUGCGGAGCAACAUCACUUCCGGACAAGCCGUGGCUGUGGAGCUCAUUCUCACCUUCCAGCUGGUGCUGUGCUAUUUUGCUUCCACGGACAGACACAGAAAUUCCAACUCCCCCGCCACGUUCAUUGGCAUGUCCGUUGCCCUGGGACAUCUCAUUGGGAUCUACUUCACCGGCUGCUCCAUGAAUCCUGCACGAUCCUUUGGCCCUGCUGUCAUAGUCAAGAGGUUCUCUGCCCACUGGGAAGGACCCUGCUAUCUCAAGAGGAAUACUUUACCACACUGCUCAUUCAGCUCCCUUGCUUCAGGGCCCAAGUGUAAAGACACUUGGGUUCCUCUCCAGGUUUUUUCCCCUCUGAAACUGUGCACCCAGAAAGGCCAGUCUAGGGGGACACCGUCCCUUCGACGGCUGCUGCAGUGUUUGAGUGUCUGAGCCAUUUAUUCUUAAUGGAGUGUAACCACAGGCCUAAACCCAUGUUCCUGAUGAAACAGCUUGAGCAGAGCGGCUCCUUUUCUUCCGCUUGGACAUCUGCUCUUAGAACACAGGCACAUAAAUAAGUGUUAGGAUAAAAGUCAAUCUAAUCAAUACUGAGAAACUCCUGGUCUUGUACUGCAGGGUAAGAUUCAGGGCCCAACGCAUCUUUUGUCUUUUAAUGUGGAACCCUUUUCUGGACCGGAGAUGGGGAAGUUGUGAGCCACAGAUCUCAGCACAGAACUGAACCGGAGCAGCUGAGUCAUUUUAGCUCAGGGCUACAGAAAAUGAACAUGCUCCCAAGCAGCCCCAAGCAACUUUGCCUUAAUGAAGGGUGGAGCACUGCAAGCAGCUGCCCGCCCAAAUGAAACCAGGCUCAUUGUAAGCGCUGCCGCCUGGUGGUACUGUGCAGACACGGCCAUCGGCUGCGUGGACGUGCAGCUGAAGGGUCAGAACGCCAGGCAGGGAUGAAGCCAUCUUAGCCAAAGGAGCCCCAACCCUACGAAUAACUUCUCCUACCACAGCUGAAUUGUGCCUACGGGGUCAUCACCUCUUAUCUCAACUUCCUCACUGUCCUCUCUGGUCCUGACAAAUUCCCUUUUCACUUGAGCCGUUUGAAAUGCUGCCCCCAAGUCGAUAAUCCUGGCCGGUCACUUGGCCCCCAUCUCCUCCCCUUUGGUUAUAGAUGGGGUUAGACAAUACCUGCCCCCUCAUUCCACAUCCAAUGACAAUCUUGGUUGCCUGUUUUUUCAAAUGUCCAGGAAAAGCAGACGGGGCUGUUCCAUGCCACCCCAUCGUGCCUGGACGGCACUCACCAUAAAUGUCAAAGCCACGUGUCACGGGGCCACCAGAGCUACCCCAACUUUUAAACAGUCCCGUGGAGGAACCCCCUUCAGUGUGCCAGAGCCCCCUCCCAAUCCGAGGUCCCACUCCUCUUCAAUGGCAGGCCACAUGGCCUCAGUGCCUCUGCAGCUGAGCAUCGGGGCUCUGGCACUCCUGUUUCGCACCCUCAGCUCUGCCAAAUGACUCUGUGUGAGAUAUUCGAACUAGCCUUCUGGUGUGAGAUAUUCGCCCUCUCCAGGGACCUGGGCAGGUAUUUGCAAGGGGCCUGGCAGCCUGUUCACACCUGCGCAGGUGUUAGUGCUCAGUCGGAACAUGGCAGCCAAGAAAUAAAGGCUUAUGACAUAGCCCAUUCACUCCCCUCGGCCAGUGGUUUCUUGCAGAUUCUCCAUCCCGCUCCCAGAAGCGCACGCAGGCUCUCGCCCAAAAGCCACCCUUGUCUGACACUGGCCAAUGCUGAGUUCACGUGGGCUGCUCUGGGAGGUGCCAGAGGCGUACCGUGCAUUGCUCAGCCCUCGGGCUUCCAUUGUCUUUGCAGACCCGCCAGGGCGAUGGUCAGUUACAGCCAGGCUUUCACCGAUCACAUGGCACCUUAGGUCUCCUGUUCUUCCCCAGUGGGUAACAAUGCAAAGCGAAGAGGGAAACUGAGGCAGGCAGCGUGCUUAUAACAAAUAUUACAGAAAACUCCCACUUCAUCAGACCCCUUCACAAUCUUCUUUCACGUCCCUUUUUAAAAAUUCCUCCCUCUCUGAUCCCUAUAAAGUACCAUUAUAGUGGAUUAGCCGCCUGCUAGGGUGUUGUCACUACAGCAUGUUGGACUGAAGUCCCACUUGGCUGGUUACUUACCCUGCCGUAACUGCAGUACUCUGACGUGCUGUGCUCAGCAUGGAGCCCACCUAAGCUCCCUUUAAGCGGUGCGGCCUAGCAGCUUCCUAAGAACCGAACAGGCAGUCAAGGAACCCGCCCAAGGCGGUUGGCAUGACCCUGGCCCAGACACAACCACGGCCAGGGCAGCCCUGGCUGGACCUGGAGUCCCCCCCACCUCCACCACUACAGCUAAAGUGAUCCAGCCCAAGACUCCCCCAGGGAUGGCAGGAGCAGCCUGGCCUGGACCCAGCCGCAGCACCAGGAUGUGCUGCAGAUGGGGAAUCCUCCAGCUCCAGCCCAGUCUGACACCUGCUGUGGUUGGGAGGGGCACCUAUCCUGAAGCCCCGCCGGAGCUGCCAUAGCAGGGAGAGGCGGUUUCCCCCCCUCCCAGCUCAGGUGCUGCUGUCGGGAGUGGGGGGAGGAUUCCUUGCUCCUCACAGUAGCCCUGGAGCAACCUCCUUCACCUCAAACCCCUCCCUGGAGUCUGCACCCCCAGCCGGAGCCCUCACACUCCUUAGCCUCCUGCCCCCGGCCUCAGCCCUCCACACUCAGAGCUCCUCGAUCCCCUCCACAUGAAUUUUGUUAUGGGCACCCAUGUGUCACCUGCAUGUCACACGUCACCUCCACAUUGGUGCCCAUAACAAAACUCAUUCCGCACAGGGGUGGGAAACAUUAGCGGGAACUCUGGCGCCACCUGCAGGUUGACAUGUGACCGUGUGUGUAUUUUCUUAGCAGUGCCUGACAGGGCCCCUCUCCAACCAUGAAGGGCAGCCAGGCCCCCAGCCUUCCCUCAGUUCUCUCACAGCUCCAAGAUGGCGUCAGCUGCGAAUGCCAGGAGCGGCUGGCCUGAGCUAUACUCCUCUUUGCCCAGAUACAGGAGAGGUUCCCCCGCCCAGGGCCAGGCCAGGGCAGCCUGCAGAAGGGCUGGCAUCCCGCACACUGACUCUGUGCUGCCUGUCGAGGUACCUCCGCUGGGACCGACCGCACUUUCCGGCAGGGACUCCAGGCUCAAUGCAGGAGGGGAAGGGAAGAGAUGUGAUUCCCCAGGAACGUGGGCACCGAUUAACGUGCAGCAGCAGCACUGAUCCCUGUGUCAGCAUGAGGCCUGGUACUGAGAGGACCAGCAGUCGAAGGCAAACUACAAUACUGCAAAGGGCCCCGGUUCCAGGGCUUCCCUAGUUCUUGGUACCGGUGCGUGAUUCUCCCUCACCCUUCCUACAGCUGCCAGCAUCUCGGCAUCAUCUUCAGUUUGUGGCAAGGCUUCUCCCUCCAUCUGGAGUCCUGCUGGGGGGACAGGUCUGCUCCGAGCUGUUCUCGGGGUCCCUCAAGGAGAGAGUAGGGCCUCUCCAUUUUGGCAGGGAAGGGAAAGGCUGUGGAGCCGGGAGGGGGGAGGGGAGAGCGGGGAGGACAGCAAGGCUGUCAGCACUGAGGCUGACAUGAUCAGCAUCAGGGAUACCAGGGCCGAGCAUUUUAGCACAACCUUCUUUUGCCAUUGCCUGCUGCACUAGGCAUUCAGCACCAGGUAGCUAGAGUAUUCGCCAGAGCUAAUAUCACUGCCCUGGAGCCAGAGCUGCCUGGGAUGGUGUGAAUCUUGACUCCUGGGCCACUAGGUCCAUGGGAGUAGGCGUGAGAGACAGCACAAGAGUCUGGGCCGUGUCUCUCCCUUGGGCAGAACAGGCAUCUGCUGUUCCAGUCAGUGGGGAGCACAGGGUUUGUCUCAGAAGCCCUGUAUCUGAAGCCUAGAAGAGACGGGGGGCCCACGGGGUGAGCUGGUCUCUGCAGGAUGGCAAGGGGAGCUGCCUGGGCGAGGCAGUACCUAAAUUUCACCUGGGUUCUGCUCUCCUCAAGUGGACGGCAAGGGAAAU
Molecule: messenger RNA, 4761 nt
Organism: Pelodiscus sinensis (Chinese soft-shelled turtle)
Lineage: Eukaryota; Metazoa; Chordata; Testudines; Trionychidae
Source: RefSeq, a predicted model, not a curated record